AUGCCGGGUCUGGAGGGCCCCUGAUGAGUGGGUCUGGGUCCUGAUGGGGACUCUGUGAGUGAGGAAUCUGGGGAUGUGCUGCUGUUUGACAGUGCUCACCAGCCCCUGAGGUGCCUGGGGGGCUUGAUGGGGCACACCUUCGGCACCCCAGCUGGCUUGUGCUCCAACUCGGAGGGCAAUGUCAUUGUGGCAGAUGAACAGAGACGCCUGGUGACUCUGUUUCCCUGGGCUGGGCCACCCAUCUGCCUGGUGUCAGAGGGGCUACAGCAGCCCUUGGUCAUGGCCUGUACACAGGGCCAGCUCCUGGUGGCAGAUGCCCAGGACGGCGCCAUCAGGGUGUACCAGGGCUUUGAGGAUCUGGCCUGA
Molecule: messenger RNA, 366 nt
Organism: Carlito syrichta (Philippine tarsier)
Lineage: Eukaryota; Metazoa; Chordata; Mammalia; Primates; Tarsiidae
Gene: NHLRC4
Product: NHL repeat containing 4
Source: RefSeq, a predicted model, not a curated record